AUGCCGGUGUCCACCGCGCCCGCGGCCGCCGCCGCCGCCGCCGCACCGGCCGAUCCUCGUGGGCACGACUGUGUGAUAGUUGAUGACUUUGGUGAGGUGUUCUGGAAACCACAAGUGCAGAUGGAAUUUUCGGAGCAAGCCGUGAUCCUCGGCGGUACAACAAUAGCGGACAAGCUCCUGGUCUGCCUGACCGCCGCCCUGGCGUCGUGCAGGCGCCUGGAGCCGCAGUACCUGCCGCCUCGCUCCGGCGCCUACCGAGCGAGCGCGACGGCCUACGCCAGCGCCAGCGCCAGCGCGAGUGCCUUCGCCGACUUCCGCUUCGACAACCAGAACAACGGGGACGGGAGCUAUCGGUACAGAUACGAUACUCCAACCGGCAUCUCAGCCCACGAGAGCGGGUCCCCGCGCGCCGUCGCCCGGGGGGCCGCGGGGGCGGGGGCGGCUGCGGGGGCCGCGGUGACGGCGGAGGGGGGCUACUCGUACACGGCCCCCGACGGCCAGCAGAUCUCGCUCACGUACACGGCGGACGAGGCCGGCUUCCACCCCGCCGGCGCGCACCUGCCCACGCCGCCGCCCAUACCCGACGCCAUACUCAAGUCCAUUGAGUUCAACAAGAGGAAUCCUUCCAACGAUGAAGGAGCUUACCGAGACUCCGGCUACCGCUACUGA
Plutella xylostella (diamondback moth) is the source of this 669-nucleotide messenger RNA. Its product is annotated as pupal cuticle protein 20. Gene Ontology annotation, cellular component: chitin-based extracellular matrix. Gene Ontology annotation, molecular function: structural constituent of chitin-based larval cuticle. The record is from RefSeq and is a predicted model, not a curated record. Lineage: Eukaryota; Metazoa; Arthropoda; Insecta; Lepidoptera; Plutellidae.